ACAUCAUGACCUCACAGAGACGAGACGUAGAGCUUAAGGAGCGAGGAGGAUUCGUCGAUGUACCUCUUGGAGAUCCUCUGCCUCAAAGGAGUACUCGAUUGCAGCCUGGACGUCUAUGGUCUGUGAUAUUGGGCGUGUGUGGGGUGGCUCUUGUUGCCUCGGUUGCCACCCUAGCUAUAAUGAUGUCGGGCUCCUCAGGUCCGGCACCCUUACAAAAGGAGGACACACCCAGGGAGAGUCAUUAUGACCCCCAGUUAAAUGAACGUGUUGGCCCUACCUCGCUUUUCAGCCUCACCAAGCAGUUGACCGAUCGCUUCAGCCAGUUCAGUGCAGGAAUGAACUUCAAGGCUUCAUUCAUGAAAGAAAAAGGUGGUGAUGCAUCUGAAUUUGAAGAAGUGGAAGUGCCGCUGGGUGAAGUGGAGGGACUGUAUGAGGGUGAACGUCCACCACCACACAUCUCCCACCAGCAGGUGCAGGAACCCCAGCAUCCACCCGAUCCAAACUUCCAAGAAGUGGAGGUGCCACUGGAUAAGAUAGAUGGCCUGUACCAUCCACCAGUUAAUCCUCAGCCAGAGUUCCAGGAGGUGGAGGUGCCGCUGGGUGAAGUGGAGGGACUGUAUGAGGGUGAACGUCCAUCACCACCACACAUCUCCCACCAGCAGGUGCAAGAACCCCAGCAUCCACCUGAUCGAAACUUCCAAGAGGUGGAGGUGCCACUGGGUGAAGUGGAGGGACUGUAUGAGGGUGAACGUCCACCACCACACAUCUCCCACCAGCAGGUGCAAGAACCCCAGCAUCCACCCGAUCCAAACUUCCAAGAAGUGGAGGUGCCACUGGAUAAGAUAGAUGGCCUGUACCAUCCACCAGUUAAUCCUCAGCCAGAGUUCCAGGAGGUGGAUGUGCCGCUGGGUGAAGUGGAGGGACUGUAUGAGGGUGAACGUCCAUCACCACCACACAUCUCCCACCAGCAAGUGCAAGAACCCCAGCAUCCACCUGAUCGAAACUUCCAAGAGGUGGAGGUGCUGCUGGGUGAAGUGGAGGGACUGUAUGAGGGUGAACGUCCACCACCACCACCACACAUAUCCCACCAGCAGGUGCAAGAACCCCAGCAUCCACCUGACCCAAAAUUCCAACAGGUGCAGGUGCCAGUGGAGAAAGUGCAUGGAGUGUACAAGGGUAAUCGUCCACCACCACCACUAGCCCCCCAUCCGAAGGUGAAGCAGCCCAAGCAACCACUUGACCCUGACUUCCAGGAGAAGAAGGUGAAAAUAGAGACACCACAAGAACACGAUGGUUCUAGACUCCCCAAGCUGUUGCAACAACGACUGGCACAUAGGCAGAAGACAGGCAAGGUGAAGGAGUCGACCAGGCUGCCCACCAGACUGGAAAAUGCUCAGCGGAUCUGCGAGACGCCCGAGUGUGCCAUAGCUGCAACACAGAUCUCGGAGAACCUGGACCUGUCGGUGGAUCCGUGUGACAACUUCUACGAAUUCGCAUGUGGCGGCUGGAUUAAUAAACAUCCCAUCCCUCCCUCUGGUGUGACUGGCACCUUUGAGGAUGCAGGUGAGAAACUGGAGAAAAGACUCUUCCUCAUUCUAGACUCUCCUGCAGAACCUGAUGCCCCCCAGCCUCUACACAUGAUCCGCACCUACUACAACACCUGCAUGGACACAGACACAAUGAACAGCCUGGGCUUUGCACCACUGGCAUUGGUGCUGGAGCAUCAGGGAGGCUGGCCUUUAGUGCUGGAUGCCUGGGACCCCUCUGCAUUCACCCUUACCACCGCCAUCAAUAAUCUCCGUGACCUCAAUGCCUACCCUCUUCUCGGCGUUGGGGUAGACGCAGAUGUUGAGGAUGUCUCCACCAAGAUCCUUUAUCUGGACAUAGGCACAGUACCACUGGGUAUCAACGUCAUAUCGCAUCUGAGCAAGGAGAUGUUGGAUAUCUACAAGACCUACAUAACAGACACUGCCAAGCUCCUUAGAGAUGACCUGGGCACCUUGGUCAGUGAUGAACAGAUUCAGAAGGAGGCGGAGGAGAUCGUUGAGUUUGAACUUGCCUUCUCACAGAUGGUGUUUAAGGCUCUGGCGAACAUUACUGACCACAUAUAUCGAACUAACAUCAAGGAGGUCCAGGAAAUGACUGAUGCUGGUACUCCAGGCGUGUUCAACUGGCUGGCAUUCAUGAAGGAAAUGUUCACCAACACAGACGUCACCAUUACCGAGGAUGAACCUCUCAUCUCCUUUAACGGGCCAUUCUUCAGCAUGUUCAGUAACCUGCUGGCAGCCACUGAGCCUAGGAUCCUUGCUAAUGCCAUAGGGUGGUGGUGGGCCUACGAGCUCCAGGACGAGACCACUUACGUUAUGAGGAAUGUUUCCAUUCAGUUCUUCCACGACUUAUUUGGUGAGAAGCUACCAACCCAACGGCAGCACUGCUUGGACCAGACCAACGCCAACAUGGGCUUUGCGAUGUCCAGGGAGUACGUCGACCGUUUCAUGGCUGGCACAGUAAAGCCAGAGGUGUCAGAGUUAGUGGAAGACAUCCGCAAAGCCUACGACUCCCUCCUUGAUGAGAACACAUGGAUGCUUCCAGAGGACCUGGCAGUAGCCAAGGAGAAGUUGGCUGCUAUUGACCCCUUCGUUGCCUACCCUGACUGGAUCAUGGAUGAUGAAGAGCUAACACUGGGCUAUGAGGAUCUGGACAUUACCUAUGAGAAACAGGUGCAAAACUUGGUCAAUAUAGGAGCAUGGUAUAAUUUCCACAAGCUCAACUCUCUACGUGAAACACCAGAACACUCGUUCAUCUUCCCUCCGACAGUGGUCAACGCCUUCUACAACCCGAUCCAAAACACAAUUACAAUCCUGGCUGGCAUUCUGCAGUAUCCAUUCUACUCCCACAACUCACUUGCUGCUCUCAACUAUGGAGGCAUCGGCAUGGUGAUAGGCCAUGAAAUGACCCAUGGCUUUGAUAAUACAGGUCGUUUGUAUGACAAGUUCGGAAACCUCAGGCAGUGGUGGAGUAACGAAACCAUCACAGCAUACGAGAAACACGCUCAGUGCUAUAUUGAUCAGUACGACAGCUAUGUCCCGCCCGAGUUGGCUGAAAUUGGAAUGAACAUAUCGAUCAAUGGUAAAAAAACAGAAGGUGAGAACAUAGCGGACAACGGUGGUGUCCGUGAAGCGUUCCGAGCCUAUCAGCUGUAUGUAGAACGUUACGGAGAGGAGGCGAGACUUCCUGGUCUAGAAGAGUUCUCCCCAGACCAUCUCUUCUAUCUGGGCAUUGCUAACGAGUGGUGUGAACACAAAUCUGGCCAAGCCGUGUUGAUGCAGUUACUCUCCGACGUUCACUCCCCGGGCAGAUUCCGAGUCUUGGGUCCUCUCUCCAAUGCCGAACAGUUCAGCAAGGUGUGGAACUGCCCGAGUGACUCGCCCAUGAACCGUGGUGAUAACCGCUGUAUUCUUUGGUAGUCACAUUAACCACAGGUCCGUUCUACUGAUGAUGUGAUUACAUCUCUUGUGAUGGUGAAACCAAUACUUGGCAUAACAAAAGGCAUUUAACAACUCGUAUUGUAUCUACAGAAAUCAUAACAUUUGUAUGAAUUACUUUCGUGUUAAUUAGUGAAAUAAUCUAAGAUAUGUACAGUAUAGUCUGUAUUUACGUGACUUUUGUUUACGUGUUUGGUCAUUUACUCGGUGCCUUGCCAGAAUGAAAAUGCUUUAAUUACGCGGUAAAUUUGGUCAUUUAAGCGGCGAGCGGCUGGAGAGGUCCAGACCACCACGCCAAUUUUUACCCACGCGGUUCAUUCUUAACCAUACGCGGGAAGCGGCGCGGUGAGUGGUGCGCAUUAGGCCGCUCUUACGUUAUCGCUGACGUCAUAAGACGUAUCGGACUGUGAUUGGGCCACGCAUUC
Molecule: messenger RNA, 3910 nt
Organism: Homarus americanus (American lobster)
Lineage: Eukaryota; Metazoa; Arthropoda; Malacostraca; Decapoda; Nephropidae
Product: neprilysin-1-like
Exons: 28
Coding region: 6-3467 (1153 amino acids)
Biological process (GO): protein processing
Cellular component (GO): plasma membrane
Molecular function (GO): metalloendopeptidase activity
Source: RefSeq, a predicted model, not a curated record